Molecule: messenger RNA, 303 nt
Organism: Coniophora puteana RWD-64-598 SS2
Lineage: Eukaryota; Fungi; Basidiomycota; Agaricomycetes; Boletales; Coniophoraceae
Exons: 2
Coding region: 1-303 (100 amino acids)
Source: RefSeq, a predicted model, not a curated record
AUGGGGCUGAACUUCAUCAACUGGCUGUGGGUUUAUCUCCCACCCUGGUUUCCUCCCCCCUCCAAUCAAACCCUUCCCGCUCCCUUCUCCACUCCAACUUCGCCCUUAUUCCUCAGCACCCGCUUCCCCUCCCUCACCCUCCUGCUCGAGGAACGUCGUCGAGUUGGCGACGUCAAAGCUUUGCUGGAUAGCUGCAUGAAGAACGCGGAGCUGACGGCGAGGGUGGCAGGGCGCAACGAGCAUGGCCUCGCCGGCGAGCUGGGCGGCGGCUUCUUCGGAUCGCAGCGAGCAUCCGCGUUGUGA